Molecule: messenger RNA, 1089 nt
Organism: Aricia agestis (brown argus)
Lineage: Eukaryota; Metazoa; Arthropoda; Insecta; Lepidoptera; Lycaenidae
Gene: Coq5
Product: 2-methoxy-6-polyprenyl-1,4-benzoquinol methylase, mitochondrial
Exons: 7
Coding region: 106-981 (291 amino acids)
Biological process (GO): ubiquinone biosynthetic process
Molecular function (GO): methyltransferase activity
Source: RefSeq, a predicted model, not a curated record
UGUAUUUGUGGUCUUAAAAUUACAUGAUUUUUUUGUAAAAUAAGGAAUUUUAAAAAUAACAUUACAAUAGGGAAGUGCACUUUGUUACAAAUUGUAUAUUUAAAAAUGGCUUUAAAGCGAACUUCUCUAAGACUAUGUAGCUUACUAAGGUCUCAAAGAAUAUGCAGACCAAUGAGUUCACAAACAUACUCCAGUGAUGAAAAUAGUGGAAAGAAAACACAUUUUGGCUUCGAAACCGUAAACGAAGAGGAGAAAACUAAAAAGGUUCACGAAGUAUUUGAAACGGUAGCAGACAAGUAUGAUGUGAUGAAUGAUGUGAUGUCGUUUGGGGUACACCGACUGUGGAAGGACAUUUUCAUACAGAGGCUGGCGCCAACACCUGGCACCAAACUACUGGAUAUGGCUGGUGGAACAGGUGACAUAACAUUCAGAUACAUAAACUAUUUGAGGAACCUCGGCACUAAGAACAACAGGAGGAGCAGCGUGACGGUGUGUGACAUCAACCAGGCUAUGCUUGAUAUUGGCAAGACUAGAGCAGACAGACAGGGGUACUCAACGGACCCAUCAGUGGAGGUGUCCUGGCUUUGCGCGGACGCCGAGAAGUUGCCGGUACCCGAUGAGAGCUACGACGCGUAUACCAUCGCGUUCGGUAUAAGGAACUGCACACAUGUUGAUAAGGUGUUAGAAGAGGCGUACCGCGCGCUUGCGCCGGGCGGGCGGUUUCUCUGCUUGGAGUUCAGCCAUCUCCCCAACUCCACAUUGCAAUGGGCAUACGACCAGUACUCGUUCCAGGUGAUCCCGGUGAUGGGUGAGCUGGUGGCCGGGCAGUGGAAGCCGUACAAGUACCUCGUAGAGAGCAUCAGACAGUUUCCCGAUCAGGAAAACUUCAAGGCAAUGAUAGAGAAUGCCGGCUUCAGACACGUCACAUACGAGAACCUGACUUUCGGAGUUUGCGCCAUACACUCGGGGUUCAAGAUCUAAGUCAAUACUUGUUUAUGUAUUGAAAAGUUUCAAGACUCGAGAAUAAACGCCAAACAAACUGCUCAGUAGCUCUACCAUGAGUUUAAAGUUUAACCCCUUACUAAUAAA